AUGUCAGGAGCACUCGCAGCGGCUGCUACUGGCGCCAUAACGCUACUGGGCCUUCUACACCUGCUACUGCACUGGAUCCACGAUGCGAAGGAGCCACCAGUCGCACCCACACCAAUUCCUUUCUUGGGACAUGUCUUCGGUCUGAUGAUGAAGAAGACCAAAUACUACGUUGAGCUGAGGAACAAGUACAACAUGCCCAUCUACACACUCCAUCUUCCAGGGUCGAGGCUGUACGUCAUCAACUCCAUGUUGCUCAUUCCGCCCGUACAAAAACAGUUCAAAACCCUUGCUUUCCCGCCAAUAGAAGCCAUGGCCGCUAAGAAUAUUUGCGGCUCCAGUAAGAUAGCUAACGAUAUCCUCGAUACAAACGUCAAUGGUGAUGACGGACCACGAAGCUACUCUGUCUCACAUUACCCUGCCGUCCGAGGCCCAUUGAUGCCAGGCCAAGGACUUGAUGCGAUGAAUCGUGUCAUGGCCCAGAAAGUUGCGGAUGCCAUCGACAGAAUGAAGUGCGAACAGACUGUCAAGCUCUUCGAGAAUUUCCAACCAGGUAUCAUGUUCCUUCUUCUUAAACUCUUUCCCUCCGUGCUCGCGAAGGAAAGUGUCUCGGCCAGGAGGACGAUGGCAAAUGCAUUCCUCGAUUACUUCCAGAAACAAGGCCACCUUGAGGGAUCAGCUCUCAUCAAAGCGCGCGUUGAACAUAGUCAAGAGUACAGCAUACCUUUAGAAGACAUUGCGAGGUAUGAAUGUGGGGGCGCACUGGGCAUUCUCACCAACACUUCACCCACCACAUUUUGGAUGAUCUACCACAUCUAUUCCAACAAGACCAUCCUGGAAGAAUGUCGACAAGAGCUUACCAAGGUUACUUCCGACACUUUGUUAGAAGAAGACGGCGAGACAAAGACACUCCGCACCCUCGACAUGACAAGCGUCAAGAGCGCAUGCCCUAUUCUGCUAUCGACAUUACAGGAAGUACUGCGGACGCACAGUAUCGGCAUUUCCGCGAGGCUUGUAAUGGAAGACUACAUACUUGAGGGCAAGUAUCUCCUAAAGAAAGGUGGCACAGUCAUGAUUCCCGGACCAGUCCAGCACACAAGUGCAGAAGCCUUUGGCUCGACUGUGCACUCGUUCGAUCACCGGCGCUUCUUGCCAACAGAGCGCAAACACAAUCCCAUCGCUUUUCGAGGCUUUGGCGGCGGUACAACGCUGUGUCCUGGCCGUCACUUUGCGACCACCGAGGUACUGGCUUUCACUGCGCUCAUGAUCCUUCGCUGUGACGUUUCGCCGGCGUCGGGCGAAUGGGUUUAUCCUACUACAUAUAAGGCUGCAAUGUGGGAGACAACGCCCAUGCCGGAUUUCGAUCUAGAGGUUAAAGUUGCGCCACGAGCUGGCAUCGACAAUGAAGUCAAAUGGCGAGUCUUGCUCAGCGAUUCGGACAAGGGCUUAAAUGUUUCCGUCGAGGACGAGUAG
This is a messenger RNA of Parastagonospora nodorum SN15, 1470 nucleotides long. RefSeq lists its product as hypothetical. The coding region runs from base 1 to 1470 and encodes 489 amino acids. Gene Ontology annotation, molecular function: monooxygenase activity; oxidoreductase activity, acting on paired donors, with incorporation or reduction of molecular oxygen; iron ion binding. NCBI's taxonomy places the organism in Eukaryota, Fungi, Ascomycota, Dothideomycetes, Pleosporales, Phaeosphaeriaceae. The record is from RefSeq and is a predicted model, not a curated record. The transcript has 3 exons.